Ogataea angusta is the source of this 1080-nucleotide messenger RNA. RefSeq lists its product as uncharacterized. Gene Ontology annotation, biological process: autophagy; autophagosome organization; protein autophosphorylation. The transcript has a single exon. Gene Ontology annotation, molecular function: protein serine/threonine kinase activity; ATP binding. The coding region runs from base 1 to 1080 and encodes 359 amino acids. The record is from RefSeq and is a predicted model, not a curated record. NCBI's taxonomy places the organism in Eukaryota, Fungi, Ascomycota, Pichiomycetes, Pichiales, Pichiaceae. Gene Ontology annotation, cellular component: autophagosome; cytoplasm.
AUGAACAAGGUAGACCGGCUAUUUGAGAAACUUUCGUCUCCAGCACGACUCGGCUCGGCGCAGGACCUCGAUCUGGACCUCCCCUCUGUCAAUUCGCUCGUGUCGAAAGAAAGCGAAAUUGACCACGGCUCGGGCGGAACGAUCUUCAAGUGCCGCCUGAACUCCGAUCGCAACCAAAUAGUCGUCCUCAAAAGCUUCAAGCGCAGACCGCAAGAGUCCAUCAGAACGUAUCUGUUCAACUCGCUCAACGAGUUUGCCACACUGAAAGCCGUCCAAGGACACGCCUGCGUGCUGGAUGUUUACGAUUUUCUCUUGGAAACAGGCCAAGAUGAGCCGUUCUACUCCAUGCUGAUCCAGUACUGCAGAAACGGCGACCUGUUGUCGCUGCUGUCCAAGGCUCGAAAAAUGAAUCUGCAAAUCCCAAACCAGAACAAAGAUUUCCUCUUCCUCAAGUGUGCUCAGGCCAUCAAAUUCCUUCAUUCGAAAAAUAUAGUGCACAGAGACAUCAAGCCAGAGAACUUUCUUAUCGAUGAGAGGGGCGAGCUCAAGCUGGGCGACUUUGGCAACGCGAUGGACCUGAACCGCAUAGAGAGCUACACGGUAACGGCAGAGUUUCUCUCGCUGGGCACCACCUCCUUCAAAUCGCCAGAACUGUACCUCUAUAAAAAUAUUCCGGACGAACAAAUCGACGCAAAGAAAAUUAAUUACAAAGCCAUCGACAUUUGGGCCUUGGCCAUCCUGUACUUUAACAUCGCCAUCCUACAAAAACCAUGGGCAGAAGCAACUUCCAAAGAUUAUGAGUUCAAAAAAUAUAAAAGUAAAUAUGAGUUGGCAUCGCUGAAACAGCUAGAUUCCUACCAACUAAACAGAAACCUGGACUCGACUUUCUUGAAACUGCCGGAAAUUAGCAGACAAACGGUCGUAAAGAUGCUGAAUCCAGAUCCAGAUGGAAGACUCACUGCCAAUGAAGUUCUCAGAAGUGAGUGGUUGAUCCAAGUCAACAUAUCGCUCGAGGAAUAUGCGAAAAAAUCCUUAUCGAAAGGGCGAGAUGACGAAGUGUUGCGAAUAAUCAAUAUCUGA